Molecule: messenger RNA, 857 nt
Organism: Oppia nitens
Lineage: Eukaryota; Metazoa; Arthropoda; Arachnida; Sarcoptiformes; Oppiidae
Exons: 2
Coding region: 67-798 (243 amino acids)
Source: RefSeq, a predicted model, not a curated record
UUGCAUAUUAAAAACAAAUAUAUAUAUUUUACAAUUUUAUUUUCAAAAAUAAUAUAAUAUAAUAUAAUGAUACAUUCUAAUAUUAUCUGUUUAUUCAUAGCCACGGCUAUGGCCAGUGAGCUCAGAAUAACAAACCGGUGCUCAUUUAYUGUAUGGCCUGGACUAUUGGGUAAUCCAGGAAAGGCUAUUCCUGAAAAUGGUGGCUUUAAAUUAGCACCGGGAAAAACAAAGAGCCUACAGGUGUCCAAUGAUUGGGCGGGUCGAGUGUGGGGACGUACCAAUUGUAACAGUGCUGGACAUUGUGAAACCGGUGAUUGUGGUAACAAAAUUCAAUGCAAAGGCGCCGGUGGAGUACCCCCCGCAACGUUGGCUGAAAUUACGCUUAAGGGCUCCGGUGGUCACGACUUCUAUGAUAUUAGUCUUGUCGAUGGCUUUAAUCUAAUGAUGAAAAUGGUGCCAAUACCGGGAACAUACACUAAGACUGGUGGCUCUAAAUAUGACUGCACUACUGACGGUUGUUCCAGUAAUUUGAACAGUUUGUGUCCGAAAGAGUUGGCAGUAUAUAACAAAUCAGGAAAAGUGAUCGCAUGUAUGAACGCUUGCGARAAGUUUAAAACAGAUGAAUACUGUUGCAGAGGUAAGUAUAGUACACCUGAAAAAUGUCAAAAACCUAAAGACUACUACAAGAUCUUCAAGACUGCCUGUCCUAAUGCCUAUGCUUAUGCUUAUGAUGACCCAAACAGCACAUUCAYAUGUAAGGGUARUCCAAAUGCUGGCUAUGAAAUCACAUUUUGYUGAAAAUAAUUAUUGUUAUCAAAGAUGUAUAUUAAUAACUAUUUUAUUAAAAGUAAUAAUUU